Molecule: messenger RNA, 1425 nt
Organism: Durio zibethinus
Lineage: Eukaryota; Viridiplantae; Streptophyta; Magnoliopsida; Malvales; Malvaceae
Product: F-box protein PP2-B15-like
Molecular function (GO): protein binding
Source: RefSeq, a predicted model, not a curated record
AAAAUAGUUAAGAGUUUCCUACAUACACUAUUCAACAAAUAAAGUUAGAAUGUUCUAAAUGCAACUCUUGAAUGUAUUAGUGCUUGCCUAAAUCUUUCUUUUCAGGUAUAAAACCGAACAGGUUGCCAAAUUUUUGGUAGAAUGCAAUUGGAUUAAACUUCGAAAAAAAGUUUUUAGCCCUCGUAGAUACCUCCGCAGCAGCAUAAUCCAUCCUCAGUUUUGAACUCCAAAAAAAUCCCAGAUGCCUUUUUCCAGCUAGGCAAAAAUGAUAAUUGACAAAAACUUCUAGCAGUAAAAUACUUGGAAAUGAACUGUUUUUCUUUACAUAUAUAUAUAUAUAUAUAUAUAUUGCUCUCUCUUCAUAUAUUUCAAGCAAUGACCUAAAAUAUACAUCCAUGCAUCUUUCAAUUUCAAACCUGUCAGACUUACUCUUUAUAAAAAUCAGUACAGAAUUGCCACAAGCUUUAAUGCUACCUUUUGAGGUGCUACGGAACACAUGCUUUCUUUAUAUUUUUUAGUUUCAUCUGCAUUAUUGUCGCUUCAUCUAUCUAUAAUUCUAUAUAUACCCUUUACCGGAUUUUGAAGUUAAAUUCACACAUUGAAGUAUUGAACAACUACAACAUGUUACCAGAAGAUUGUCUUUCUACUAUUCUUUCCUUCACCUCUCCAGAAGAUGCAUUUAGAUCAUCCUUCGUUUCAUCGACUUUUCGAUCAGCAAUUGGUUCGGAUAUGGUUUGGGAAAGGUUUCUGCCUCCUGAUUAUUCUGAAAUAGUAAUGAGUUCGGUCACUCCUCUGAAGUUUUCUUCAAAGAAAGAACUGUUUCAGUGUCUUUGUGAACCAGUUCUCAUAGAUGCUGGAAACAAGAUUUUCAAGUUGGAGAAAUCAUCAGGCAAGAAAUCUUACAUAUUAUCUGCAAAAGAACUUUCCAUUACAUGGAGCUCUAAUCCAUUGUAUUGGAGCUGGAUACCUUUGUCUGAAUCAAGGUUCCCCAGCGUGGCUGUGUUAAGAACUACUGAUUGGUUAGAAAUUCGAGGCACUAUCAGGACUCAAAUGCUGACCCCAAAUACUACUUAUGGAGCUUAUGUUAUAAUGAAAAUCUCAGACCGAGCAUAUGGUCUUGAUUUAAUGCCAUCAGAGAUAACAUUGGAAGUGGGAAACCAGGUUUCUUCUAGCAGCGUUUUCCUACACCAUCAAGAGAGCAAGAAACAGAUGGAAAUGCUGAAAUCGAUUGAAGGUAAUAACCAAGGAGCUAUGAGUGAAAGGGAAGAUGGGUGGAUGGAGAUUGAGUUGGGAGAGUUCUUCAGUGGGGAAAAUGAUGGGGAGGUCAAGAUGAGUUUGAUGGAGGUAAAGGGUUGUCAUCUAAAGGGAGGGAUUGUAAUUGAAGGUGUUGAAUUCAGGCCAAAAGACUAGUGAAAAAGAGAAGAU